Molecule: messenger RNA, 1222 nt
Organism: Glycine soja
Lineage: Eukaryota; Viridiplantae; Streptophyta; Magnoliopsida; Fabales; Fabaceae
Product: adenylylsulfatase HINT3
Exons: 7
Coding region: 245-886 (213 amino acids)
Biological process (GO): purine ribonucleotide metabolic process; sulfur compound metabolic process
Molecular function (GO): adenylylsulfatase activity
Source: RefSeq, a predicted model, not a curated record
GAAUGGUUGACCAAUGACCAUACACCCACCACACCACAUCUAUCGUCCCCGCGUGUGGAUAAGCCGAGCCGUGCGUGCACACCAACUCAACACAAAACUCCAAAAACCAACAACGAAUCAUACUAUUACUUACUCAUCGUUGCAUUUUCCUCUCCCUAAUCUUAAUCUCAAACACCACCAUGCAAUGCCCCCUUCGCUCGCUCAAAACCAUACAUAGAUAGCCUUUUUGAUUCAGAAAGCUACGAUGUCCGUUGAAGCCAGACGACUUGCCGUUUUGUGCGCCCACCUCAACCCGACCCGCUUACUACCGGACCCUCCCUCUAGUCCACGGGUUUCUCUUACGGGUUCGGCCUGUGCUUCUGAUUCUGAUACCCAAAACCACACUUUGCAAAACGAUUGCGUUUUCUGCAAGAUUAUCCGUGACCAAUCACCAGCUGUCAAGCUUUAUGAAGAUGACAUGUGCCUCUGCAUAUUGGAUACAAGUCCACUGAGUCAUGGGCACUCUCUCAUUAUCCCAAAAUCUCAUUUCCCUUCACUGGAUGCCACUCCUCCAUCAGUGGUAGCUGCAAUGUGUUCAAAAGUGCCCUUCAUUAGCAAUGCAAUCAUGAAGGCUACUGGCUGCAGUAUGUACUUCAAUACUUGUUCAUUCAACCUGUUGGUCAACAAUGGGGCAGCUGCAGGCCAAGUAAUAUAUCAUACGCAUAUGCACAUAAUUCCUCGUAAAGCAUAUGAUUGCUUAUGGGCUUCUGAGAGUUUGCUAAGGCGACGCCUUAAUUUAGAGGAUGAGAAAGUUUCUCAGCUUGCAGCUCGUAUUCAGAAGCAGUUAUUGCCAUCCGACAUUUGCCAGGACAGCAAGAAUGAAAGUUUUUGUUCAAGUAAAAGUUAGUUGAAUUAUUGAUCUGUUGUAACUUAUGAGUUCAUAUUUUCAUUUAGAGGAAUCAUACAUGCAAAUAAAAAUAAUCUAAUGUAACACUCAAGUUCAAAAAUUGAGUAGUUGGGAUUUAUUAACCAUUGCUUUAAACCCAACCAGAAAAUUCUCAACUACUCAAUUAUCGAAUAUGAGGGUUAUGUCAGAUAUUUUGAAUGUACAUGCAUAAUUUCUCUUUUAUUUAUGUGCCUAUAUGUACAGUUAAAAAUUUUAUUUAUCGGUUAUAUAUUUUAAAGAAGGAUUUUUACUAGAAGAAUACAUUUCUAUAAUUCCCUAUGUCAAUAUUCUUAAGCU